UUUUGUAAUGUACAAUUUUAUUUGUUUUUAAUUUAAUUAGGUAUUGCAGUUAAUUUUAGUUAGUAACAUUCAGUGAGAAUGCCGUUACCAGAUAUAAACGAUCCAAAAAUCGGAAGGUUCCUCGUUGAAAAUUAUGAAAAGGAAAACAAGAAACGUUUGGUCUGGAUCAUGAAACACAAGGAUGCCAUGGAAGAGGCAGCUGUUCUACAUCGCACUCCAACUAAUUAUUACGAAUCAGACGUGUCCGCCCAUUUAAUGAAAGCUGGCAUGACCGCCAUCACAAGGGAUUUCAUAUCGUCGGGUAAAAAUCGCUUUAAAAAACCAUCCAACGAAGAAGGUAUUAUAACAACUACCAAAGACUUGAAACACGGUCAUACCCUUGUAGACGUUGGUCUAGGAGACCCUAAUGAGGAUCCCAGACUAAGCAGACCAGAUACAGACACGUCUCCUGAUCCUAUCAUGAGACCGGUAGAUCCCGAAACAACAGAAAUUAUCCACAAAUCGAGACCAGAGUUUGGUAGGGAAGUUUACUUGAAAGAGCGCGCUCGGAUUUGGCCAGAAAAUAGAUAUUAUUUUCCGGAAUGCACGAGUUUUGAUUACGGAUGGAGGAUGAAGGAUAGUGCUCCUCCUGAGGUUUAUCCUUUCGGAAGGACUGCAGUGAUGAAGCAGGAUAUGGAGAGUCGAGUGGGACCGCAGCCUGAUCCACCUCAUUACCAGUCUCCUGAAUUCCAGGCUGCUGAAAAAUGCUCUUGGCUUUAGGUGUCUGUCUAAGCAUGGUAAGCAUAUAAGAGCCAUCGUUCUCAAGGCAAAUUGAUAGUGAAAUUGGCGUUCCUUUGUGUUAACUAUAUUAGUUAACUGAGAAACAGAAUACCUACAUGGUUAGAAAAAUAUUAUCAUCAUGUUUGAAACAUAUGGUUCCUAUUUCCUAAAUCACAAAAUGCUGUAUGGAAUCCGGCAUAUUCGGCCGAAGUGUGAACUUUCAUAAAAAGUGUCUAGUUAGCAGAGGGUAGAGAGCUGAGUUUAGCAUCGAACCCUUCUAUGCUUAGCUACCGCUUGCUUUAGUAGCGGGGGAAUUCGUUUGAAGUACUCUCGAUAGAUGGCACUGUUUUCUAAUCAAAAAUAUAAUACCGUUCUAUUAAAAUUUUAAAAAUAUGUAGAUUCAAAGUAGUACCUAAACAACAUAGAAAAAUUAAGAGUUGGUGUGUCUGGUCUAAUUUAAUACCUAACACAAGAUUUAAUUACAAGGACUAAAAACUACGAAUAAUAGAAAGAAGAAAUAACGGGGAAAAUCCCGAAUAUUAUUGGUAAGUAAGUACCUACUAUUCGAGUACCUAUUUCUUAUUCUACAUGAAUGUAAGUACCUACCUAUGUUCUUUUUUAUUAUAAAGAAUAAAUCCCUAUGAUGAAUCAAA
Molecule: messenger RNA, 1412 nt
Organism: Plutella xylostella (diamondback moth)
Lineage: Eukaryota; Metazoa; Arthropoda; Insecta; Lepidoptera; Plutellidae
Source: RefSeq, a predicted model, not a curated record